CGUCGGCCUAACCGUUGUUGUUAGAAAAUGGUGGAUGGUAUAUUUUACCAAAAUAGAACAACUUGAUCUAGUUAAGGUUAAUUAAAUAUACAAAGAAAUCAUGGCCUGCAACAUGACACCUGUUUUCAUCAAAUCUGAUUCAGUGUUAGGCGCUGCCCUUAUGAAUGAGAUUGGGUCAGCGAGAUCUACUCACCAGGAAAGCAGCGUGUAUGACAGGGUUAUGUCCAGGAUACAGAAUGUGUGUACUGAAAAGUCUGUUGAAGAAAAUAUUUUGUUGGGAGUCGAGUUCUGGGAAUCCCUAAAGAAAGGCACACUACAGUGGAUUACAGUGCCGGGUGGUUUAUAUGUGUAUGAUUGUGUACAGGGAUUGGAUUUUGGUUCUGCAGAGGAGCAUGGUAAUUUGAUUUUGCGUCAUGAGUUUUAUGGGCAGUGUAUGGAAGAAUAUUACACCUUGGUCACCACCGUGGAGGUGUCCGAGCCGUCCCAGGACUGGAUAGGGCAGGAGAUGAUCCAAACCCACGUCAGAGUGAUCAAGGAAAUGUUAAAGUUCACUGAUGCUGAGAUCAGGAAUGGACUGGAAAUUCUUCAUGGCAGAGGUGAGGCAAUAACUUUUGCUAGCCUGAUACACACUCUGGGGACGAGGGAAGAUGCUGUGGUAAAUGUGUAUGUUGGGACUAGGAAGUACGCCUUCUCUGCCGAUGUUCAACUGGUCCUCCACGAAUGUUAUGAUUUCUAUGGACGAGAGCCGACUCAAGCCGAGUUUGAUUACCAGUAUAACCGUAUCAAAGGUACGGGCAUAGAGCACCUGAUCAAUCAGCUGGCUGUUAAAGACGAGGAGGUCACCAACAUAAACCGUGACAAGGAGCGGCUCCAGGAGAGGGCUCGUCUCCUUGACAACCAGGUUACUACAGAGCAGGCACGAGCUGUACAGGAGAGAAACAGGGCAGAUCGUCGCCAUAGGGAGAAACUAGAGGCCUUACAGGAAGUCAACACUGCUAUGGAAGCAAGGAACGAGGCCCAAGAGUUGGCUAACGAGGCUGUCGAUGGGAUCAUACAGGAGCAGAACAAAGCCAGGGCACUUAAGGAGACAAUGAGACUCAAGACUGUUAAGUUAGAGCAGGAGAAGGAGGCAGAGAGAGUGAAAAAUGUACAGUUAGAGCAGGAGAAGGAGGAAGAGAGAGUGAAAGCUGAGGCAGAGAGAGUGAAAAAUGUACAGUUAGAGCAGGAGAAGGAGGAAGAGAGAGUGAAAGCUGAGGCAGAGAGAGUGAAAAAUGUACAGUUAGAGCAGGAGAAGGAGGAAGAGAGAGUGAAAGCUGAGGCAGAGAGAGUGAAAAAUGUACAGUUAGAGCAGGAGAAGGAGGAAGAGAGAGUGAAAGCUGAGGCAGAGAGAGUGAAAAAUGUACAGUUAGAGCAGGAGAAGGAGGAAGAGAGAGUGAAAGCUGAGGCAGAGAGAGUGAAAAAUGUACAGUUAGAGCAGGAGAAGGAGGAAGAGAGAGUGAAAGCUGAGGCAGAGAGAGUGAAAAAUGUACAGUUAGAGCAGGAGAAGGAGGAAGAGAGAGUGAAAGCUGAGGCAGAGAGAGUGAAAGCUGAGGCAGAGCGAGAACAACUCCAGCAAUUUUUUGAAGAAGAAAAGCGAAAAAUGAUGGCACAAUUCGAGGCAGAAAAAAGACAGCUCUUGUUAAAGAUGCAGCAGUCGUCGUUGUAUGCGAGGUGAUUGUGGAUGUGUUUGCAAUCUCGCGUGAUAGUUAUUGUGUGUGAGAGUGUGAGGUGAACAAGUUACAAGGUGUACAUAGAGACGGUAGGCUGAGGAAAUAUGUCAGCUCCACACCCCUGACCGUCGGAUGUAAGGUUAUGAGAGUGCCAUUAUUUCAUCAGUUGUGAUUGUGAUAUGAAUGUGAACAAGUAUGUCUGUGAUUUUCAUCUUGAUAUUUUGAAGAAUAUUUCUCCAGCAAUACCAUCUGUAAAUAGUUAUAUAUGUAGCCAUUGCAGAACAUAUACUACAUGUAUUUUAAAUUUAUUUAUUCACAUGAAAUUAUUCCGUGUUAAUUUCAUUUUACUUUCAUUUUCAUCAGUGUAUUUUUCAUGUCUGAAGCCAUGGUAAAGAAUGCACCAUAAUAACUGUAGUUAUUUAAUGGUGAUUUGAUUCAGUUUUUCUGACUGUUCACAACAUGAUAGUGCUAAUAUCAUCCAAACACUAGUGGCAAAUCAUAUUAAGACUUUUUGUUUUCUUAUACUUAUGAAAUUCUUACUUUGACAAAAUAUUGAACACAAACAUUUUAUUAUGUUUUCCUUAUUGAACAUUAAAUAUUGACCACUUUUAAACAACAGUAAACCCUUGUUAUAUUACCACCAUUUGUUUAAGUGAUUUGUUUGCAUCAUAAAGAGGUUUGGCGAUGAAUUGAGGAAAGUGUUAGCCCAAGUUUCCUCUGACCCUGACACCAGACUUAGACAUUUUGACAGAUAGAUGUACCAGACAUCUAUCUGUCAAAAUGUUUAAAGUCUGGUGUCAGGGCCAGAUGAAUUUGGGCUAAGGGAAGUGUAUAAAGAAAUUCUUUAAAAACAAGAAAAAGGGACAUUGUUGGCGGUAAAAAAAUUGGCAAUAUAUAGAGGUUUUACUGUAUAAGCUUUUACACGGUCAUCCAUAUUGACAAAUGGACUCACAGGUAACACUUUAUCAUUCUCCACUGGCAGAGUAGUCUCCCCUUUGUAAGAUAAAUGGCAGCAAUUGUAUGGUUUGUAAGGGGAGGUAACUCUGAUAUGCCCAGGAAAAUCAUUAUGUAAUCAAACUGGGUAUACCAUAGCACACACAUUGAAACAUAGCAUUACACAGUAGAUUUUCUGUCACUGUACACAUGAUUAAGUAUGUAUAAAUGUAUUUAUAUAAUAUCGUUUUUAAAGCUUUUCAGUGUCUUCCACUGCUCUGUACUAGAGAUUUAUUUUAACCAAACUGUUGUCAUCUUUCAAUCUGACAAGUAUAUUACAAAGUUGUUUGCUGUUAGUUACAGAAAUCAAUUGUUAAUUAUUUUUUCACAAACAUGCGUACAUUUAUGUAAGAAUCUUUACGACACGCGUUAACACGUACAACAUGCUACGGAACAUAUUCAUCCCGUUGUUUGUUACAUCACCGACUUUGUCAUCAAACUAAAAGACAUUUUAUGGCAGCAACAUGAUGAACUGGUUGACUAGCAGUAUGUAGGCAGCAAUAUCAUGACCAGUGUAUUAACACAGGGAACUGGACAGUACAUAUCUGCUGGUCAC
This is a messenger RNA of Mizuhopecten yessoensis (Yesso scallop), 3258 nucleotides long. RefSeq names its product trichohyalin-like. The transcript is spliced from 5 exons. The coding region runs from base 101 to 1714 and encodes 537 amino acids. The record is from RefSeq and is a predicted model, not a curated record. Lineage: Eukaryota; Metazoa; Mollusca; Bivalvia; Pectinida; Pectinidae.